AUGACUGAGCUAGCGACUCAGGACUCGGGAAAAGGCAGAAGACUCAGCCGGGUUAUGAAACCCCUUUCAAUAUCUGUACCCGAACCAUCAAAACACACUGAACCGGUACGCUCUAGAUCCAGCCUAUUUAGGGCGGAAGCAUUUGUAAAGCUUCCAUAUGACAACUUAGAAGACGCCCACAAAUAUUACGAGUCAUCCAUGGCGACCCUUACCAACGUGCGACUCGGAGCACUGAAGCAGCGCUAUGAUAAUGUUUUAGCAACGCGGUUUCCCCUUAAAAACCGCUACACCAACAUCUUUCCAUAUCUGCGCACCCAGCCAAUUGCGCUCUAUACGGAUAAGUUUAUGAUAAACAGCUCGACGGUCUCCAACGAAAGCACGGAUAGUUCCUUGGCUAGCAAUGGGACGUUUUUAGAUGAUAGUAACAGCUUUACAAACAUGUCAUCUUAUCGACAGUCAAUUAGCUACAUCAACGACAAUGAGGCAAACACUGAGUCCAAGAGCCCUUCCGCCGGCACUUCAAUAUUGCGUACGUGUGGCUUUCCCAUGGUGGUGCCAAAGCAAAACCAGUUGGGAAGCCCCCGCCAACCAGAAGACAUGUCACUUAUCCCUCCGACUCCAUGCACAGCAAAGGCCCUUUCUCCCGAGGAGCAAGAAACAGAGCAGAUCUACCUACGGCUUUCAAGAACCAACUUAAUGAUCCGCUACUUUAAUGGGAACAUUGUCUCUCUGAACAACUUCACAUUUCUAAUCACUCAGGCGCCCACAAUCGCGUCCAUGGCUGACUUCUGGUAUGUAGUAUUCCGUCUAAAGGUGGUCUUUAUUGCCAACCUCACUAGGUUCAUUGAUGAUGAGCGACCCAAGGCCAUCCGCUACUGGCCGUUAUACAAGAGCAAGGAGCACGACCCGAUUUAUACCGACUCUGUCACAGGGUCAUAUAUGCAUUAUGCGUACCAGAAAGCGCAGGAUACAAACAACCCCCGUGCUGGGCAAAUGUUCAAGCAAUUCAUCGCAUAUAUAAAGACCGUCCAAGAAGAAAUUCCGGAGGACUCUCUAUUCUGGAACUGCACGCGAAUGAAGCUUCACAUCAACGCUGUUAUAAGCGAGGAUGCAAUAGCAAAAUCAGACGCAAUAGGAUUUUCUAGCGAACCGAUAGAUGCUGCAGAGGUCGAAGACGACGAAGGGGACGACCCUCUUUCUACCAAUUUGUCCGGCGGAAAUGUGAACUUGCUCUCUUCGCCUCUACGUGCCGGGAGUACAAAGCUUGCCUCUUCAGAGAAAGGAAAUAGCCAGCCCGACGGGGCUUCGCGGACUACUACGAUUAACCAGCAAAUCACUCUGGGCUGCGUUGCGAUGAAGCGCUACAGAGAUCAAUUUAUCGGAUAUAAAGUAGGUAUUAAGUGUAGCAAGGAAGUACACUACAGCAAGUUAUACUACUACGGACUGUGGACAGACUAUUCUAUUCCAGAUAAUUUCGAGAUCAUCUUUCUGUUCUCCGUCGAGGCUCUACGCUACAAGAAUCGGGGUCCUUUGUGUAUCCACUGUAGCGCUGGCGUGGGGCGCUCCUCAACCUUCGCUAUCUGCAUCGUUAUUACGAACAUGCUCAUCAAUAACUUCAAGCCCGGGCAAGAAUUCGUGAAGAAGGAGGACGUAAGAGAAGGAAAGGUCUGGCGAAGCUUUAAGCCAUCUAUUCUUGAAAUGACUGAGAUACUUCGCGUACAGCGUAAUCCGCUUUGCGUUCAGACGGUAGAUCAAUUCAUUUUCCUCCACGACUAUUGUAACUUUGCCUACGCUAAGUUGAGGGGAUCUUUCGGUACCUCUGAGUGA
Molecule: messenger RNA, 1827 nt
Organism: Giardia duodenalis
Lineage: Eukaryota; Fornicata; Diplomonadida; Hexamitidae
Product: Protein tyrosine phosphatase
Exons: 1
Coding region: 1-1827 (608 amino acids)
Biological process (GO): protein dephosphorylation
Molecular function (GO): protein tyrosine phosphatase activity
Source: RefSeq, a predicted model, not a curated record